Molecule: messenger RNA, 1400 nt
Organism: Pseudogymnoascus verrucosus
Lineage: Eukaryota; Fungi; Ascomycota; Leotiomycetes; Thelebolales; Thelebolaceae
Gene: TFB3
Product: TFIIH/NER complex subunit
Exons: 1
Coding region: 92-1147 (351 amino acids)
Biological process (GO): regulation of transcription by RNA polymerase II; positive regulation of cyclin-dependent protein serine/threonine kinase activity; nucleotide-excision repair
Cellular component (GO): transcription factor TFIIH holo complex
Molecular function (GO): cyclin-dependent protein serine/threonine kinase activator activity
Source: RefSeq, a predicted model, not a curated record
GAUCAUCUUUCUAUCAAGCUCACAUACGAAACGGCACUUCAAGCUGAGCUCCUCCAGAUCCCACGAGCUCAGCAUUGCGUCAUUGCCCAUCAUGCCUCCACGGGCCCAGACCAACACCCUCACCUCCAACCCCCUCGACGACAUCUGCCCGGUGUGCAAGUCGAACCGCUACCUCAACCCGUCCCUCACCUUCCUCAUAAACUCAGAAUGCUACCAUACGAUGUGCACAUCCUGCGUGGACCGGCUCUUCACAUCCGGUCCCGCGCCCUGCCCUGUCGCCGGUUGCCACAAGACGCUGCGCAAGCGAGGCUUUCACACAGCCUUUUUUGCAGACUUGAACAUCGAGCGUGAAGUCGACGUGCGGAAGCGCGUGGCUGCGGUCUUCAAUAGGCGCCAAGACGAUUUCGAAACGCUGCAUGAUUGGAAUAAUUAUCUUGAGAGCGUGGAGGACUUGGUAUUUAAGAUUGUGGAGGGGACGCCAGCUAUGAAGAAGGAUGCUGAAGAGGCGCUGAAGAAAUAUGCGGAGAUGAACCGUAUGGAGAUCGAGGCCAACUUAGAGGCUGAGAAGGAGGAGGAAGAGAUGGGACGGAGAGCACAGGCGAUAGCUGAUGAGAGGGCAAGGAAGAGGCGAGAGAUGGGGAAGAAGAAGGAAGAGGCGGACCGAAGGGAUUUGGAGAGAACGAAGCGCAAUGUUAUUGAGACGCUGGCGAGGUCGGAGGGCAAUGCCGACGAAAUUACCAGGAAAGCUGAGAGGUUAAUCUUGGAGAAGACGGAGAAGAUGAAACGAGAUCAGGUAGAGGAUCUAGAAGGUCCCAAGAUGGCGAUCAGGGGCUUGAAGAAGAGGAAGGCUGUGGAGGUAGAGAAGCCAUAUGAUCCAUUUGGAGAUUUGGACUUGACGCCGACGAGAUACGUGCUGCAGACGCGGUACAAGAACGAUUGGCUGAAACAGGCGGAGAACGACCCAAGGCAUAUGGUUGGAGGUUAUAGCUUUCAAGAGUACUAUGCCCGAACGAUGUUCGAGGCUUUCUCCGGGUUGGGUGUUUUCAUCGAGGAUGAGCUGCAAAAUACCACUGCGAGUGGUGCUCCUCUUGCUGCAAUUGCUGCUACGGCCAGGAGCGGGGACAAAACGAUGGAGGAUGUCUUCUAGUAUGUGGUUCAUUACUUGAGCUUAUUGGCGUUCGCAUAGCGUUUGGAAAUGGAUGGCGACAGCAUUGUCACGGAGUUUGGUUUCAUACAUUUGAAUAUACCAGGGCAGUAAAAAGAUAUGGGACAUCGUAGAACAUAGAAUAUGGUCGCACAAGCAAGCAAUAAUUAUGGUCACGUCUUCUCUGCUACAUUUAAUGUUGGGACUAAAUUGUCGUGAUCUCGUUGUAGGAUUAUCGUACUUCAUAUAAACACCG